AUGGUGAUGUCUUCGUUUUCUCUCAAACUUUUAGCAGCAUCCCGCAGACGGCGAUCGACGAUGUCUCGCCAGCCCACCCCCCCCACUGUCCCUGCCCCACCACCAGCGGCACCAGCCCGCCUCCCCACCACCAAAUCCCCACUACCAGCACCCAGCCCGUCUCCCCACCAUCCCUCCCCUACCGGUGGAGCCCAGCCACCCGCCUCUCCACCAAUCCUCCCCACACCUAGCGGCGCCCACCGCAUCUUCGCACCACCAUCACUCCCCACUGGCUGCGACCAGCCCGCCCUCUCCCCACCGUCACUCUCCCCCCCUGGCGGCACCCAGCCGGCCUCCCCACCGUCCCCUCCCCACUGGCUUGCGACCAGCCCGCCUCCCCACCGUCACUCCCCCCCUGGCGGCACCCUCGCCCGCACCCCUCCCCACCGUCCCCUCCCCACUGGCUGCGACCAGCCCGCCUCCUCCACCGUCACUCCCCUCCUGGCGGCACCAGCCCGCUCCCCACCGUCCCCUCCCCUAUAG
Molecule: messenger RNA, 522 nt
Organism: Macrobrachium nipponense
Lineage: Eukaryota; Metazoa; Arthropoda; Malacostraca; Decapoda; Palaemonidae
Exons: 2
Coding region: 1-522 (173 amino acids)
Source: RefSeq, a predicted model, not a curated record